ACUGUAUGUGGGAAAUUUGAGUCAUUAGCGUGGGAAGCCUACCCGUGUUUAGUGAACUAUGUCUGCAACAAAAGUGAAGUCAUUGCUACCCCCACCUUCAGUAGAAAGCUCAUUUUCUUCCUCAGGUUCUUGCUCUGCAGAAGGUUCUGUGCCAUCAGAUUGUUCUGCAAAGACUAGCCCUGGAACUAGCCCAGCACACCUUCCACGAAAUCGUCCAAAAUCCAUGAUCCCCAAAAUCCAGCUACCUCCUAGACCUUCAACAGCUCAACUGAGACCUGCCAACAAGCACAGGCUUUCACUUGGGAAACCUGUAUCACUUAAAGAGAUUCGGAGUUCUUCAGUUGGAAAUGCUCCUGUCAAGGAGGAUCAGUUUUCUAAUGAAUCAAUGGAAGUGAAGAGGAGAAACUCGAAAGGCACGAAUGGUCACAUUCGCAGCAGCAGCCUGUCAAACGGUAGGGACAGGUUGAGCCUUUAUGCUCCAAGCUAUUCGGCAAGCGAAGAAAGUUGUUCGGAGAAGAGCAGAGAAGAGAUCAGUGAGCUGAUGACGCAUUCGCUCAUAACAACGACUGGCGCAAGCAAUAACAAUGACAAACUUGCAAAGAAUCGAAAGCCGUUGGCGCUUAAGUCAGCCGAAAAAAAGGCUCGCAAGGUCAAAUUUUACCGCAACGGCGAUCGUUUCUUUAAAGGCGUUACACUGGCCGUUUCAGCUGAGAAAUACCGCACCUUUGAUUCUCUCCUCUCUGAGUUGAAUAGACUCGUUGGGGAUCGAGUCAACCUUCAUCAAGGAGUCCGAUUUAUUUUCACUACUGAUGGUAGUAAAAUUAAUACGAUAGACGAAUUACAGGAUGGUGAGUGCUACGUUUGUGCAUCCAGCGAUCAAUUUAAGAAACUAGAAUACACCAAGUGUGCUGGAACAACGGCCAUGCGUAGGUCGCGCAUUACUUAUGGGCAAGGAGCUAUAUGCCGCGAAGCAUCCAUGAUCUCUGGCUUAGACCAGUGGAAGGAGCGUAGGAAUAAAAAUCACGCAAAUAACAAUAGCAAUGGUGCAAGCAGCAGUGUCUACAGCGCGUCUAUGGGAAAUGGCGGUGAUAGUAGCAUUCGCUGGGCGGAAUACAUGAAGCCACGUCUCAUUACGAUUAUUCGCAAUGGCAGUCGGCCUCGCAAAGCUGUACGUCUCCUACUCAACAAGAAAACUGCCUUCACUUACGAACAGGUAUUGAGCGAUAUAACGGAGGCAAUCCGACCAGAUUCAGGAACCGUUCGUAAGUUGUACACGGCAGAUGGAAGACAGGUGGGAUGCUUGGCUGAUUUCUUCGGUCCGGAUUUCAUCUUUAUCGCCUAUGGCAACGAGAAAUUUUCUCACGAUGAUUUUGACCUCACUUCCAACGAAAUUAAAUAUCUACCACCAUUUAUCGCCCGCAGUCCGAUGAAUACACGAAGAGGAAAAAGUGGCAGCUCGAGAACUGGAUACACCGGAGGAACCUCUCAGACUCACCGUUCACCAUCAAACGGAAGGGCUGGCGGAAGCAUGGGGAAAAGCAUGGUUGUAGGAGUCGCAGGAGUUGACGUGGAGCAACGACCGCGUGACUCUUCACUUCCGCGUGUUUAUGAAGAUCCAGAUGAAUUAGCAUCAUCUAAUCAGAUGGUGGUAGAUGUGCCAAUCGUGGUUGAGAUUCGUUACGAGGUCGGACGUAUUAUCGGCGAUGGAAAUUUUGCCGUUGUUCGUGAGGGCAUCGAUAGACGAACGCGAGAUCGUUUUGCGUUGAAGCUAAUCGAUAAAAAGCGUUGCCAAGGCAAAGAAGUGGUACUUGAAAGUGAAGUACAAGUUCUUGGUCGAUUAAGACAUCCGAAUGUUGUAAAACUUUAUGACGUUAUCGAUGCCAAUAGCAUUCUCUGUCUGGUUUUGGAACUUGUUGAGGGAGGCGACCUGUUCGAUGCCAUUGCUGCUGCUGGCAAGUUUAGUGAACCGGAAGCCAAACGAAUGACAUUUGACUUAGCUUCGGCACUUUCUUAUCUCCACUCGCUCAAUAUAGUACAUCGUGACGUGAAACCGGAAAACCUAUUUGUGGUAAACUUACCGGAUGGAAUGCGCUCUUUAAAACUGGGUGACUUUGGUUUAGCUGAAGAGACACAUCAACUGCUCUACACGGUGUGCGGUACACCGACGUACGUAGCUCCAGAAAUCCUUCUAGAAACGGGUUACUGGCUAAAGGUGGACGUAUGGGCCAUGGGAGUUAUCGUUUUCAUUCUCCUCUGCGGAUACCCACCCUUUGUCAGUCCAACCAAUGACCAAGAAGAGCUUUUCGAAACUAUUUUGGCUGGACAUUUUGAAUUCGCCUCUCCAUAUUGGGAUGAUGCAAGCCAGAUGGCCAAAGACAUGAUUACGCUCAUGUUACAAACCGAUCCCGAGCUAAGAUUCUCGGCCAUGGAGGUCCUCCAACAUCCGUGGCUAACGGAGGAUGAAGAUUGGCCCGACACCCAACAAUGUAGCCGCUUAGGACUUCAUUUUGACACAAGUCACUCAGCGACUGAGCUGUCGGCUGCACAAGCCACUGCUAAGAAAUCACCCAAGUCACUUAUCACUACAACGGCGCUAGAGAUGCCGUUGAAGUUCAUGUGGAAAUGUGGAUCUCCUCGACGAAGAUUGCCACUAGUAAAAUGAAAACAACAGUAUCACGUGCAUAAUCGACAUCUCCAAAAAACAUAAACUGAUGCCUGCAACGAGAGUACUUCACGAACGAAAGCGAGAUAUCCAACGUAUUGUCUGUUUAUGUUGAGGUUCGAUUGUCAAAGGCAUCGAUGUAUCUUGCACAAGUUAUAUCCUUGAACCGUAUAUGAUACUUUCUUGUACAAGUUUGUGUACGCCAGUAGUGUGCAGAAUAUGGCAGAUGCAUGAAUGCAGAUCCGAGAUGCACCUAAAACGUUCUUUGAUGCAGUAGAAGUUAAAUGUCAAAGUUUAAAUAGGAAAACACAAAAAAACAAACAAUUGGGGAGCUAUUUAGAAAUUAUGCAGUUCUAAACCAAAGAUGCAAUUAGAGUAAACUUGCUGAUUUCUCCCUUUCCCCUCUCGUUAAGAAGAAAAAAAGAAAAGAAAGACAAAUGAGUAAAUGAUGCACGACAGUUGCCUUGAUGGUUGCCCUUUUUAUGAAGUGAUUGCGAAACAAUUGAAAGCAUAUUUUAAUGUCCCAUUAAAGCUAUCGGUUUUUCUCUAUUUUCCGCAUGUUCUCGUAUUUACUUCUUCUGCCCAUUGUCCCUAAAACUUGUUUUCUUCCAUUAGCUGAGUUAGCAUGCUUUAUUGUAAGCAACAGUUAUCCUUUACUGUUAAUGUGAAAUAGCAAUGAACAAUAUACAGAUGCUGCAAUGGAAAA
Messenger RNA from Daphnia magna, 3368 nucleotides. RefSeq names its product serine/threonine-protein kinase DCLK1. Bases 59 to 2662 code for a protein of 867 amino acids. The record is from RefSeq and is a predicted model, not a curated record. Gene Ontology annotation, molecular function: protein kinase activity; ATP binding. Gene Ontology annotation, biological process: intracellular signal transduction; protein phosphorylation. NCBI's taxonomy places the organism in Eukaryota, Metazoa, Arthropoda, Branchiopoda, Diplostraca, Daphniidae. The transcript is spliced from 15 exons.